Morone saxatilis (striped sea-bass) is the source of this 2505-nucleotide messenger RNA. Its product is annotated as inositol hexakisphosphate and diphosphoinositol-pentakisphosphate kinase 2-like. Lineage: Eukaryota; Metazoa; Chordata; Actinopteri; Moronidae. The transcript is spliced from 19 exons. Gene Ontology annotation, molecular function: 5-diphosphoinositol pentakisphosphate 1-kinase activity; inositol hexakisphosphate kinase activity; diphosphoinositol pentakisphosphate kinase activity. Bases 1 to 2505 code for a protein of 834 amino acids. Gene Ontology annotation, cellular component: cytosol. The record is from RefSeq and is a predicted model, not a curated record. Gene Ontology annotation, biological process: inositol metabolic process; inositol phosphate biosynthetic process.
AUGUUCAAGCCCUGCAACGGACCAGGACCAGAACAAGGAGCAGGAUCAGGAGCAGGGGAAGGACUGGGGCGGGGUCAAAGAGACGUUCCUCGAUUUGUGCUUGGCUGUGAAGAUGACGAGCAGGACAUGGGCCAAAUGGAGGCAGGCAUGAAGAACGAGAUGUAUCGAGAAGAGGACAUGGAGGAUGAUGAAGAUGAGUCGCCACCAGAGCGACAGAUUGUGGUUGGCAUAUGUGCCAUGAUGAAGAAAUCCAAAUCCAAGCCAAUGACUCAAAUCCUUGAGCGCCUUUGUAAGUUUGACUACAUCAACGUUGUCAUCUUUCCCGAGGAAGUGAUCCUGGAGGAACCUGUGGAGAAAUGGCCCCUCUGCGACUGCCUCAUCUCCUUUCACUCCAAAGGUUUCCCUCUGGACAAAGCUGUGGAGUACGCCAAGCUCAGGAAUCCACUGCUCAUCAAUGACCUCAACAUGCAGUAUUUCAUACAGGACAGGAGGGAAGUGUACCGGAUCUUACAGGAAGAGGGCAUUGACCUACCUCGCUAUGCUGUGUUAAAACGAGACCCCGACAAUCCUGAAGAGUGUAACCUGGUGGAGGCGGAGGACCAUGUCGAAGUGAACGGGGAGGUGUUCCCUAAACCCUUCGUGGAGAAACCUGUGUGUGCCGAGGACCACAAUGUCUACAUCUACUACCCAACAUCUGCUGGAGGGGGCAGCCAGAGACUCUUCAGAAAGAUAGGGAGUCGUAGCAGUGUGUAUUCUCCAGAAAGCAGUGUACGAAAGACUGGAUCCUACAUAUACGAGGAGUUCAUGCCCACAGAUGGUACUGAUGUGAAGGUUUACACAGUGGGUCCAGACUACGCCCAUGCAGAGGCCCGGAAAUCUCCUGCCCUGGAUGGAAAGGUGGAGAGGGACAGUGAGGGAAAGGAGAUCCGCUACCCUGUCAUGCUAACCGCCAUGGAGAAACUGGUGGCCCGCAAGGUCUGCCUUGCCUUCAAGCAAACAGUUUGUGGGUUUGACCUGCUCCGAGCCAACGGUCACUCCUUCGUCUGUGACGUUAACGGCUUCAGCUUCGUCAAAAACUCCAUGAAGUACUACGACGACUGUGCCAAAGUCCUGGGGAACAUGGUGAUGAGGGAGUUAGCCCCCCAGUUCCACAUCCCCUGGUCCAUCCCAAUGGAAGCUGAAGACAUCCCCAUCGUCCCAACAACCUCAGGAACCAUGAUGGAGCUGCGCUGUGUUAUUGCUAUCAUCCGUCAUGGAGAUCGCACACCAAAGCAAAAGAUGAAAAUGGAGGUUCGACAUCCUCUAUUCUUUGAGUUGUUUGAGAAGUAUGAAGGCUACAAGUCAGGAAAGCUAAAGCUGAAGAAGCCAAAACAGCUUCAGGAAGUGCUGGAUAUCGCCCGCCUGCUGCUGGUUGAACUGGGCCAGCACAAUGACUGUGAGAUCGAGGAGAAGAAAUCUAAACUGGAGCAACUCAAGACUGUUCUGGAGAUGUACGGUCACUUCUCAGGUAUCAACAGGAAAGUCCAGCUGACCUACCUGCGUAACGGCCAACCUAAAGCCUCAAGCGAAGAAGAAGACUGUAAGAAGGACGGUCCAUCUCUGCUGCUUGUGUUGAAGUGGGGCGGGGAGCUGACGCCUGCAGGCCGGGUUCAGGCUGAGGAGCUGGGCAGGGCCUUUCGCUGCAUGUACCCUGGAGGUCAAGGUGACUACGCUGGGUUUCCAGGCUGUGGCCUCCUGCGCCUGCACAGCACUUAUCGCCACGACCUGAAGAUUUAUGCCUCUGAUGAAGGCAGGGUUCAGAUGACAGCCGCUGCUUUUGCAAAGGGUCUGCUGGCUCUAGAAGGGGAGUUGACACCGAUCCUAGUUCAGAUGGUGAAGAGUGCCAACAUGAACGGACUGCUGGACAGCGACAGCGACUCUCUGACUGACUGCCAGCAGAAGGUGAAGGCCAGGCUGCAUGAAACCAUGCAGAAAGGCCAGGAGUUUACACAGGACGACUAUCAAAAGUUGGCCUCAACUGGCAGCCCAUCGCUGGUGAACUCGAUGAAGGUCAUACAGAAUCCAGUCAAAACCUGUGACAAGGUCUACGCCCUUAUCCAGAGUCUCAACUCACAGAUCCGUAAGAGACUGGAGGACCCCAAGUCUGCCGACCUGCAGCUUUACCACAGCGAGACGUUGGAGCUGAUGCUGCAGCGCUGGUCCAAACUGGAGAGAGACUUUCGCAUGAAGAAUGGCCGCUACGACAUCAGCAAGAUUCCAGACAUCUACGACUGCAUCAAAUACGACUCGCAGCACAACGCCUCGGUCGGGCUGGAGGACACGCUGGAGCUGUUCAGACUGUCCCGUGCCCUGGCCGACAUAGUCAUACCACAGGAGUAUGGCAUCAGCAAAGCAGAGAAACUGGACAUCGCUCAGGCUUACUGUGUUCCUCUGAUGAAGAAAAUCCAGCUGGACCUGCAGAGGACUCAUGAGGACGAGGCAGUUAACAAACUACACCCCUUGUGA